UAGCACAUCGAAAUAAUAAAAUAUGAAUUCUGAUUUUGAGAAUUUAAGAGACGGUAACGCAAGUUUAAUAUGUCUUAAGAUGCAUACACAUAAUACACGAGAUAUGUUGGCUACCGAUGACCAGGCCACUGUAAUUCAUAUUAAUCAGUGCUUUGAUAACUUGUUAAAUACUAGUGCAAUAGAAUGCACACCAGGUUUGGGAAGUCGUGACUGCCAGCACCAGAAUACGAAUUCUUAUGCACAUAGCACUUUAAACUCAAUAGAUGGACAAUAUUUGGUGGACACAUCCGAGAUACUCAGGCCAAAGAAGAGUAGUGAAAGCAACACACACAUUUGUCGUCAAAAUGUAAGCUGUGUCAAUCGACGUACGAGACGUGGUCAUGGAGUGCUUAAAAAAGUUAGAGAAUUCGAAUCGAUUUUAUCCCCAGCGCAGCUUCGACCAAAUAAUUUUAUAGAUCUUUCGUUUACUAACCUAGAUUACUUUAUCACACAAAAAGAAUGGGCAAAGAUCUUGAUAGACCAUUUAAAACCUAAUAUUAAAAAUAUCCUUUCAAUUACAAUGCAGACCAGAGCAAAUGGUAACACUUUGGCUUUUGUUAGAGUUGGUAGUGUUAAAGAUGCUCGUUUCGCGAUCUCUCGCUUUCAUCAGAAAAGGAUUGGAUUUAGGCGAAUUCGGGUUAGCAUUAUGGAUCCAAAUCGAGUAUAUAACAACAAUAGUUUAAGGCUUGAUGUGAUUUCACUCUUACGUUCAGCUUCCGGAUAUUCUUUACCUCUUUGUAAAUUUAUUGAGCGAUUCGAAAAACGAUUUCAUCGAGAGAUAAGUGCAUCAGACUUAAAGAAGAUGCGAGAUAUUAUUGAAAUCAGGGAAAGUCCAGGAAGUAUUGGUGACCAUUCAGUGACUUUAAAUAAACGAGCUAUGGAAAUUAAUGGACUCCAGAUGUCUAAUGAGCCUGUAGUGUGUAGACAGCACUGUUUUGAAGGAAGUGAAGAUUAUAUUCGUGCAACGGCCCGUUGUUUGUUGCCCUGCAUCAAUAUUCACCUAAACUCAUUUCGGGAACAACUAAUGAAACUUUUACACAAUCAUGGCGAUUGUAUGCCAUUGAUGAGCUUCCCUGCCUGUUAUAAAUCAGAAUUCGGCGACUCAGCCAUUGUAUAUUCUGACGACACACGUGACAAACCAGAAGUUGACAGUGACCCAGCUGGUCCCAGUAAUUCCAGAGGAAGUAUGGAGAAUGACAAUUCCAGCAGUUUUCUAAAAAUGUCUGAAGGUGAAAAGUUCGUAACUUCCACUCAGUCAGAUGAAGUUGUCCUUCCGAACAAAUAUUCUGUCAAGAUGACUAGCGACCAGCAGUACAAGUCAUCAUCACAACAACACCAUAAGAAACAAGGUGUGCCUCUUGAACAUCUUAUUACCUGUGUGUCUUCAGUCAUUAUUCGCACCGAAUCAAAUGGAGAGAGAUACAUUGUCUAUGAUCCGAACUACGAAAUAGGUAAUAUGAGAAUGUUGACAUUAUCUCACAGUGUGCAAAUUAGACGGUUCACCAGUGAACUGAUCAAGGUGCUGAAAUCUCAGUCAACAAAGUCCUGUCGUUUAGCUGAUUAUCCGACAAUAUAUAAACGCACUUACCGCAAAGAAUUCUGUAUAACAGAUUAUGGUGUCUGUUAUCUUACUGAUAUGCUGUCGGAACUGUCUGAUAAUGCUGUGGAAGUAACCGGUUCGGGUUCAGACACAGUUGUGUCAUUACCGAAACCCAUACAAACCAGUGAGGAAAGGUAUCGUACCACAAUGUUUGCGGAUGAAGUAGUCGAUCUGCUCAGUCAAAGACCUCGUUGCCGACUACCCAUUAAUAAAUUUAUUCCAUCGUAUCACCAUCACUUUAGUCGACAGUGUCGGGUUUCUGACUAUGGCUUCACAAAACUAGCAGACCUUCUGGAUGCGAUUUCCCACGUAAUCCAGAUUAUAGAAGAAAACAAAGAAAAAUACAUCAGCCUUCUGCCUGAGAAACACUUGCAAAUUUUCGCCGAAAGACUUGUGGUGCUUCUGGAAGCGUCACUAGACAGAAGAAUACCUAUCAAUGAUCUGACAGAUGUGUAUGCAAAACAUCACGGUUAUGCUUUAUGUUUGGAGGAUUUCAACGUGUUCUCAUUGAAAGAGUUAUUAUCCAAGUUUCCACAUCUCUUCUAUACUGAGGUAGACUAUUCGCAAGAAAUACAGAAUACAUCAAAACUGUCAUCAGAAGGUAAACUAACUGAAACUAUUGAAGGUGGAGAGCAACAGACCGAACCGAAUCAAGAUGGUGAUCAAGUAGCAGAUACGAAAGUGGGAAAUACUGCAGCCAUUGAAAACUUCACCCCGAAUUACAAUGCUGUUGAAUAUGUGUGCUUAGUUGAUCGAACAGCGAUCAGACAUUUAGCGCGCAGGGUUAUUUUGAUAUUGCAACAAUAUCAGCUUGGAGCUACGUCUGUUCUGUCGUUUUACGAACGGUUCCGAUAUCAGUUUAGAAACGAACCUGUGUUGGAUGUAAUAUUUGAAGAAUUGGAAAGUAUUGUAGAGCUUCGGAAGGAUUUGCCUAAUCCACGUGGCGCAAUGUCAUGUAGCUCAUCGGAUGAAGCGAUUCCAUAUGACAUAAUAAAUCCUCCUCACUAUAGACAUACUCAACUUCAAAGCGAUCCGUUUCAGAAUGUGUGUGAUGAUAAGCGCAGUACGAAAAUUCCAUUGGCAAUACUAUUGAAUUGCUUUAUAGCUCUUCGUCCACUGAUCAGACUCGCCGGCGACUUGAAAGAGCUAUUAAGUCACAGUAAUGGGAAGAUCUUGCUUGUAAAUUUGUGUACCAUGUACCGAAAACAUUUUGGUGUUCCGUUAAAAGCAGAGAAUUAUAAUUAUCCAUCGUUGGUAACCUUGUUAAAGGCGAUGGAUUUUGUGGUUUCAAUAAGAGGUCGUGGUCUUCAGCGCACAGUGUGUCUUUGUGAGGACUUUAUAGGAAGAUUAUCAAACCGCGUUGCAUAUAAUACAAAGGUGAAAUUGAAGGAUCCUAGAAAUCCGCUUUGUUCACACGAAAACGAGCUGGAAACACUCAAAGCCUCGCUCAACCAUGAAUCUAUUUUCAUCGGCAAACUCCCGAUGUCAUCACCGCACAUCUUGUGUUUACCCCUUCGACCCUGUCGUUCUUCAACGCUUAAAUCCGAAAUGUUAUGCACGUCGAGUCAAUGUUCUGAUAAGCCUGUGAGUCCGAGUCCAGCAGAAUUAUUGCAUGAGAACAAUUCCGUUGGUGCUGUUUGCUGCAAUGAAGUGGCAGAUUCCAAAGAAUUAUCUUAUAGCGGAAUGCUUCACCCUUCAUCAUCUCCAUCGUUUGCGUAUCGACUUCCUUAUGCUCAUUAUUCUGUGACCACUUCUGGUCAAACAGGUUCUUUCACAGUGGCGCCAAGUUUGAAUUCAUCACAAUAUGGUUACUACCACUUCUUACCAGUCCCUCCGAAUAGAAUAGGACACUUUCUGGUUGCGCGCGCAAACUUCGUUGGCCAUGUGGAUCCGAGUUCUCAAACUGCAAUCCCUUUUCUACCUAAUGGAACAAGUUACGCGCAUAAUGGAAAGCAGCACCCACCAGAUUGUCAUUCGCCUCCCUAUAGUGCAUUCAAUCCUACUACUAAUGGCUCUCAAACACACUAUCCUACUUUCACACCCUUACCACCUAAUCAAACAUCAAGUACAAAUUUUGUGGCACCUACUAGUACACCAACGAUUUCAAACAUUCCAUAUGCAAGUUCACUACUUUCAUCACCUCAGUUUUAUCCUUUUGGUGUAGAUAUGACUUAUCUAGCUCCACUCAGUCAAGCAUUUCAUCAUCAAGCCAACCCUCAAUAUACCGGGCUAGAAUUCACUAAUCACCAGUUGGCCGGUACAAAUCCGAAUGUCAAUUCGAUUUAUCCAGCCAAACAAUUUGGCCAAACUCAUGUUUGUCCGGAGAAAUCCUCGAACAUCCUAACUACUUUUUCUGCACCAGUCAAGUCGAUUUCGUCGUCUACUUCUCAACAGCGGUUAGAUGAGCUCGUUGAAAGACUGGCCUACGGUAAUGAAUUGAAAAGUACUAACAUGGUGGUGGCUGCACAGAACGCUGAAACUGCUAAUCAUUCAAAUGUUUAUCAUACAACGAAUAUGGUAGAUGGUACACAGUUUUUGUCAAACUGCUUGACUCCAUCGACAUCUAGUAACUCUUAUUCACAGAUAAAUCCUUUUACAAAUAAUGCAUUACAGUAUUCUUCGAUUUACAACCAAAAUGUACCUACUAGUCAACCUGGAGUGGUUAAGCUUCCGAUAAAUAACUCCUGUAUGUUUUAUGAUACCAACUGCUCGAAUAUACGUGUUAAUCUUGGGGGUGAAGGGUGUUAUGCCGGUUGGAACCAAAGGGCUAAUUCUUCUUGCAGAUAUCUCACUGGAGAGUGUUCAAAAGGACAGAUAACCGGUGUUGUGCAUCCUAAUGGUGGUGUCAAGUGUCCAAUUCCAGUGCGACCAAGUUCUCAAGCUAGUCAGUUACUGUCUCAUAGUCAACAUAAGUAUAUGCAGAACUUAUUGCCUAAUAAAUUCACUGGCGAAACAAUGAUGACAUCAACAAGUAAUUCGUCAGGUGGAUUUCUACACGGAAAGCAGUCUGCAAUUACGGCAGAUCCCUUUUUAUCUGAAAGUAACCAACUUCAUAGAGCAAGUCCUACUGUUCAUUGUUUCAGUCAACCUGUCGACUGUGUACAAAGUCACACAAAUCCUCUUGCUCAAAGGAAUUACUUUCAGAAUAAUGACGACACACAGCGAAUGAAGUUAUCACAACAGCUGUCAUCACAUAUCACUGGUUUAGCAAGUGCGUUUCCACUUCAAUGA
Trichobilharzia szidati is the source of this 4870-nucleotide messenger RNA. NCBI's taxonomy places the organism in Eukaryota, Metazoa, Platyhelminthes, Trematoda, Strigeidida, Schistosomatidae. The record is from the annotation of a GenBank genome assembly.